Candoia aspera is the source of this 1317-nucleotide messenger RNA. It is a transcript of the gene NAPA, whose product is annotated as NSF attachment protein alpha. Lineage: Eukaryota; Metazoa; Chordata; Lepidosauria; Squamata; Candoiidae. Gene Ontology annotation, cellular component: terminal bouton; vacuolar membrane; synaptobrevin 2-SNAP-25-syntaxin-1a complex. The transcript has 11 exons. Bases 115 to 1011 code for a protein of 298 amino acids. The record is from RefSeq and is a predicted model, not a curated record. Gene Ontology annotation, biological process: synaptic transmission, glutamatergic; regulation of synaptic vesicle priming; intracellular protein transport. Gene Ontology annotation, molecular function: soluble NSF attachment protein activity; syntaxin binding.
CCCUCAGCCCGAAGGGAAAGCGGCCGCGGCGAGGCGGGCCGUCACGGUGGGCCGUCCGCCCUCUUCCCUGCUCUUCGGGCUGCUCUGGGGGCGCGGGGCCGUUCUCCGCCGGCCAUGGCGAUGGACACCAGCGGCAAGGAGAAGGAGGCGCUGCAGCUGCUCGCCGAGGCGGACAAGAAGGUCCGCGGCUCCCACGGCUUCUUCUCGGGGCUCUUCGGAGGUGGCUCCUCCAGGAUCGAAGAAGCAUGCGAUAUCUAUGCCAGAGCGGCUAAUAUGUUCAAAAUGGCCAAGAACUGGAGCGCUGCUGGGAAUGCAUUCUGCCAGGCUGCUCAGCUCCAUCUCCAGCUUCAGAACAAGCAUGACGCAGCCAUGAGCUUUGUGGAUGCUGGGAAUGCCUUCAAAAAGGCUGAUCCUCAAGAGGCCAUUAAUUGUCUCCUCAGAGCUAUUGAGAUCUACACAGACAUGGGGCGUUUCACCAUUGCAGCCAAGCACCAUAUAACCAUAGCUGAGAUCUAUGAGACUGAGCUGGUGGACAUUGAAAAGGCAAUAGCUCAUUAUGAACAAGCUGCAGAUUACUAUAAAGGUGAAGAAUCAAACAGCUCUGCCAACAAAUGUCUGCUGAAAGUGGCUACCUACGCAGCUCAGCUGGAGCAGUACCAGAAAGCUAUCGAAAUCUACGAGCAGGUCGGUACUAGUGCCAUGGACAGUCCCCUGCUGAAAUACAGUGCAAAGGAAUAUUUCUUCAAGGCAGCCCUCUGCCAUUUCUGCAUUGACAUGUUCAAUGCCAAGUUGGCUGUACAGAAGUACGAAGAAAUGUUCCCAGCUUUCUCGGAUUCUAGAGAAUGCAAACUGGUUAAAAAAUUGUUGGACGCUCACGAGGAACAGAAUAUUGACAGUUACACUGAAUCAGUGAAGGAAUAUGACUCAAUCUCUCGCCUGGACCAAUGGCUGACCACCAUGCUUCUGCGCAUCAAGAAAACCAUACAGGGAGAAGAGGAAGAUCUGCGCUAAGAAACCCUUGCCCUCAGUCCUCUGCCCUGUGUUUGCAGAACUCUGCAUGGAUCAGCUCUGGGGGAAGAGAGGGUCUUGGCACGAAGGAAUUAGACUCAAGUGGCAAAUUCUUCAUUUUCGCUUCCUUUCUCAUCAUGCCUCUUUGUGCGGCAGUAAACGGGGCUGGGAUGUCUCACCUGUGGACUGCUCCAGAGAGAUUUGAAGUUUUCCAUGUUGAUUGCCUUGCCCCGCUUCUUGAGCCAGCAUUUACAUCCUUCUGAUGGCUUAAUUGAUUGUUUAAUAUUUAAAGCAUCUUUAAUAAGUUCA